Molecule: messenger RNA, 2823 nt
Organism: Polyodon spathula (Mississippi paddlefish)
Lineage: Eukaryota; Metazoa; Chordata; Actinopteri; Acipenseriformes; Polyodontidae
Product: GTP-binding protein Di-Ras2
Exons: 2
Coding region: 227-826 (199 amino acids)
Biological process (GO): signal transduction
Cellular component (GO): plasma membrane
Molecular function (GO): GTPase activity; GDP binding; GTP binding
Source: RefSeq, a predicted model, not a curated record
GGGAAGAGAGAGAGAGCGAGCGAGCGGGCAGAUGGGUUUGGAAGGAAGCAGUGCAGACGUAAUUGUGGGUGAUAGAAGCAUACAAUCAGAGGACGACUUAAGAAAAAGCGAAUUUGUUGAUUUGGAGCACUUGCAAUAUGAGAUCUGAAGACUAAAAUCGCCAAAAUAUAUAUUUCCCAAUACUGUCACAGCACCGGUUAUUGCCAAAUCAUUCAGAAGAAUCAUCAUGCCUGAACAAAGCAAUGACUACCGAGUGGUGGUGUUUGGAGCUGGAGGAGUGGGCAAGAGCUCCUUGGUUCUGAGGUUCGUGAAAGGGACCUUUAGGGAAAGCUACAUCCCCACGGUUGAGGAUACCUACAGGCAGGUGAUCAGCUGUGAUAAGAGCAUCUGCACCUUGCAGAUCACAGACACCACUGGAAGCCACCAGUUCCCAGCCAUGCAGCGCCUGUCCAUCUCCAAGGGUCAUGCAUUCAUUCUGGUCUUCUCCAUCACCAGCAGGCAGUCCCUGGAAGAGCUAAAGCCAAUAUUUGAACAAGUCUGCCAAAUCAAAGGGGACGUGGAGAGCAUCCCUAUCAUGCUGGUUGGGAACAAGUGUGAUGAGACUCAGAACCGUGAGGUGGAGACCAGUGAUGGAGAGGCCAUGGCCAAGAAAUGGAAAUGUGCCUUCAUGGAGACUUCGGCCAAGACCAAUCACAAUGUCAAGGAGCUGUUCCAAGAGCUGCUGAACCUGGAAAAACGCAGGACUGUCAGCCUCCAGAUUGAUGGGAAGAAGAACAAGCAGCAGAAGAGGACAGAGAAGCUUAAGGGCAAAUGUGUUGUCAUGUGAAGCUUGUAGAUAAACAAACCUCUGUGGGUUUCACAUAACUGAACUUUUACCAUGAUGACCUGACUAUGAUGACCACCACAAACAAUAACAAAAGUACUUCUAAAUCAAGCUAAAAGCAGAUGGGAGCUGUGUUGCUCAACCAAUGUAUAACCUUAUUUAAUUUAAUGCAGGACAAAAAUAAGCACCACUUCCUUUGCCCCUGCACAGAAAGGCUUUGAAUUAAUCAAUACUGCAAAGUGCAAAAGAGGGGAAAAAAAACUCAAGUUUGCCCUAAUGCAAAACAUCAGAUUUUCAGAUUUUAGCAGUUACAUUUAGAAAACCUUCUACAUCGUUUUCAAUAGUACUGUGGUAGGUUAUAAUAGCAAUACUUGUGAAGGGCUGGUGUACUAAGCAUCUGUUCAGAAAGGUGUAAAGAACUGGUCAUAUAGGAGGUGAUUUUAGAACUUCGUUUUCAAAUUGUUUUUGGAUUGUUUUUAUUCUCCCCCAAAUAUAUUUUGUACAACUGCAUAACAUUAAAUAGUAUUAAUAUGUUUGUGGAAAUACUAGAAUAUUGUGAGCAACCACCCUACUGAUGCUUAUCAGAUACAAAAAUGCCCAAAAUGCAGAGGCACUGAUACUUUAUACAAUGCCAUAUGUGAAAGUUGCUGUAAUUUUGGAUUUUUUGCCAACCAACAAUGGACCUUUUUACAUUAAGUAAAUGAAGCUACAGAUAAUACAAGCACAUGUAUUUGUUUAUUUACACGUACAGUACAGAUUAAUAUUUGCAACAAAUUGCAUCUAAUGCAGUGGUAUGAAAGCCCAAUAGUUACUUUUGCUAAUGAUAGACGGGGACUAAGUGACAGGGACAAGGAACUAAAACAGAGUUGCAGUUUCUUUGAAUAGGGAACCACAGCCAUAAGUAGGCAAUAACAACAAGGAAGCUUUGGUAGAAAUUAAACUAACAAAGUGCUGUCACAGGCUUAUUUUCGAUUCAAACUUUGGUAAAUGAAACGAUGGUAGUAACCAAAAGCAGAGCAGUCUGAGACUGCUGUAAGUGAGAAGUAUUUGCUGAUGUUUAGUCCAUCAAUAUGCUUUUUCCUGAUGACAUGUUUAAAGGGAUGGAGUUCUUGAUUUAACAGCAAUAGUACAUAGAUUAGCUCCGUGAUUUUAUACAAGCACUUCCUGAAUAGUCUACUGUCCGAGUUGCCGGGAGUGUCUGUAUAGUUCUUUUGUUUGUGUUGUUGUCUAGUCAGCUGCCAAAUGUCAAUAUAGUUUUGUGAAUUCUGACUACCAGUAAGGGUAUCAGGUAUAUGCUUUUACAUAAACAACAGCAUUAAAGUUGGUGAAGCUGCAUAGCAUUUCUUUCCAUGUAUUUAAGGCAUUUCUUAAUAGCUCUGUAAAGCAAGAGUAGAGCAAUAGAACAAUGAAUUAUUUAUGCUGAAGAAAUGAAAAGGGACUUGCCAUUUUCAUAGAUUGAGGGGAAUAGCACACCAGUGUAUAUAUUUUUUAUUGUAAGCAAGACCCUGUUUAUUCAACAGCUGCAUAAUUCUACUGCUAAUUUGUAUGGUUGCAUUGGGUAUCUUUGUAAUGUCACUUUAAAACAAAAAAUAAAUGCCAGAUACUUACCUGUUUAUAAAUACUAAUAUAAUGUAUGUGAAACGGUUAACGCUUUUUAAAUUAUAUAGCACAACCCAAUUUUAUUUAUGUAUAGGGUUCAUUUAGGAAAUUUUAUUCUGUAGGAGAAAAAAUUGUGAUAAACUUAAAUACACUGGGAAAGUGCUCCAAAAGCAUGAUUUCUACAGGUAUUUUAUUUUUUUUUUUUAUUAUUAUUAAUAUUAUUAUUAUUAUUUAUAAAGGAUAUGCAUUGGUUUUAAAAGCUGAAAUGUUAUUUAUCAGAGUUAUAAGGUUUUAUUUACAUGCCUGUACAUAAUUCAUGUGUGCCUACACGUUUCUGUAUAUUUUCCAGUUUUAUCUUGUAUGUAUUAUGCCGUUGAAAUAAAUUAAGUUAUGCAUUUUAA